Salvelinus sp. IW2-2015 is the source of this 579-nucleotide messenger RNA. It is a transcript of the gene aimp1a, whose product is annotated as aminoacyl tRNA synthetase complex interacting multifunctional protein 1a. The record is from RefSeq and is a predicted model, not a curated record. Lineage: Eukaryota; Metazoa; Chordata; Actinopteri; Salmoniformes; Salmonidae.
CAUGCCAGCAGGCCCGAGCUAGCCAGAUGGUAUGCAGAACAGUGACAAUGCGCAUGGGACUACGUGGGUCUUUUCUCGAACAGCUGUGGGUAUUCGAAACGUGUCAGUCACAGGCAGGCGGUCACAGUUUGAUGUUCCUAGUAUCACGCUCCCUACCCCUGGUCAAGAUGUCGGGUCACACUCCCUCCGUGAUGAGGCUGGAACAGCGGGCAGCCGAGGCCGACCACAUUAUAGACUACCUCAAACAGCAGYUCCAGCUGCUCAAGGAGAAAGCCAGAGCUUUCUGUCUGAACAUAGAGGUGCAGGCCACCGUCAGAGAAGAGAAGAAACUGAUGGUGGAGAACACCAAGCUGAAGAGGGACAUCGAGCAACUGAAGCAAACACUGCUGGAGAAGGAGAAGAGCAGAGGAGUGAGGGAGGUGGCCAUGCCAACAGCAGGAGACUCGAGUGUCCAGUGUGCCUCCAAGUCCACACCUCCUCAGCCCUCAUCCCCAGCAAGGUCCUCCACCUCUGCUGUUGCCACUGCCAGCCCCCCUCCCAAAAACAGCGAGGGCAAGAAGAAUAGACCAGAGAAAAAGG